Messenger RNA from Colletotrichum orchidophilum, 1323 nucleotides. RefSeq names its product allantoin permease. Bases 1 to 1323 code for a protein of 440 amino acids. Gene Ontology annotation, molecular function: transmembrane transporter activity. Gene Ontology annotation, biological process: transmembrane transport. Gene Ontology annotation, cellular component: membrane. The record is from RefSeq and is a predicted model, not a curated record. The transcript is spliced from 3 exons. Lineage: Eukaryota; Fungi; Ascomycota; Sordariomycetes; Glomerellales; Glomerellaceae.
AUGAGCUCUGACGAGAAGAUCGAUGUCGAAAAGGCCCCAAACUUGGGUGGUGGCCAAUCCGAGGUGCUAGUCGGAGAGGUCAAGGAUAUCAAAAACGCUGAUGCUGCCCUCGAAUUCCUGCGAAACGGCGGAGAUGUUACCCCCAUAUCGGCCGAGGAUGAGCGCAUCCUAAAGCGCAAGAUUGAUUGGAGAAUCGUUCCUCUCAUGUUUUCAUGUUAUAUCCUCCAAUAUCUUGACAAGACUUUGAUCAACUAUGCGAACGUCAUGGGUUUACAGAACGACACGAGCAUCACUGGCAACCAGUACUCGCAACUGGCCAUGAUAUUCUACUGGUAUAAACGUCAAGAGCAACCCCCUCGGAUGGGUAUCUGGUAUCUAGGCACUGGUGGAGGUACCAUUGUUGGCUCCCUCAUUUCUUUCGGCUUCCAGCACUACCACAGCUCCGGUUUCACUUCAUGGCAGAUCAUGUUCCUCAUCUGCGGCUUGAUUACCAUCGCCAUCGGCAUUACAGUCAUCCUCGUUCUGCCGGACAAUCCAAUGAGCGCAAGCUUCCUCUCCCGUGAAGAAAAGAUUUGGGCUGUCGAAAGGUUGAGAAGCAAUCAGACUGGUGUUGAAAACAAGAGCUUCAAGCGCGAGCAGGCAAUCGAAUGCUUCACAGACCCGCAGACAUACCUCAUUGCCCUCAUCACCAUCGCUUCAAAUGUGCCCAACGGGGCUGUAUCCUCGUUCCAAGCCACCAUCAUCAAGGGCUUCGGCUACACAUCCAAAGAGACUGCGCUGCUCUCCAUUCCAGCUGGCGCAGUGAGCAUUGUCUCCAUCUUGGCGGCAACCAAUGUGGCAGGGCGAUUUAACCAGAGAGCAAUCAACAUCAUUUGCCUUCUGAUUCCCGGGGUUAUUGGCGCUGCCCUGAUGGCUUUCCUCCCCGAGGACAACAAAGCUGGCAAGCUGAUCGGCAACUAUAUGACGAACUGUAUUGGAGCAACGUUGCCCCUGCUAUAUUCUCUGGUUGGCGCUAACUACGCUGGGCAUACCAAAAAAGUCACCAUGAAUGCAACUCUCCUCAUCUGCUUUUGUGUCGGUAACAUCAUUGGACCUUUAACAUUCACAGCAGAAUCUGCGCCCGGAUACCUUCCCGCCAAGACAGCAAUCAUUGUUACCUGCGGAUUGGCGAUGGUGUUUACGCUAAUGCUGAGGUACUAUUAUGUUUGGGAAAACCAGCGGCGGGAAGGACUUGUACAAACUGGGGAGCUCGGCCACUUGAAGGACAUCGAAUUCAGCGAUGUGACUGACCGUAAGAACAAAGAAUUCAGAUACACCCUUUGA